UCUGCUCAACAUCAUGAAGCUCGCAAUCGCAGCCAUUGUUUUUAUCUGCGCACUAGCUGGGACGCACUACGGUACUGCAAACCUCAGAUCCUCAAUUCUCCAUCGGUCUGCUAGUGACAACUCCAGUUGCUCGACUAUGGGACUCUUCAGUCCAUUCUGCAGCACACUGAGCGAAACAUCAAACUGCCUCGACAUUUGUGGUGGAAAUGAAACUGCAAUCGAAACCGUUGAAUUCUGUAUCAACAAACCAGGAGGGAUAUUCAAAAUCGGAGACACAUUACAGUACGUGGCUUCUGUACAAGUAGAUCAUCCGCCGAUCGGAAACCUCUACUAUGAUCUUCAAGCCACGUUUACAGGGGGAAAGAAAAUAGGCUGGGGAGGUGGAAUAUGUAGUUCUAGUCCAGAGUAUUGCCACACAACAAACUUAAAGUUCAAUAUGUCUGUACUAAUUCCAGACGCGUGGUCUUCUUAUAUAGGUCUCGUUCAGGCUCAUUUUGUUCUAAGAGAUGGUGUUGGACCUAUCUUGUGUCUCAAUGGAUCUGCUACUCUCGAGAAAUGAAUUACGUGAAGGCGGUGUGAUGAGGAUUGUCACGGGGGUGUGGCUGUGUAGAUUGCGUAUACACUAGAACAGCGUGAACUCAAGCUUUACUUCAAAAUUAGUAAACUAGUUUAGAAUUUGCUUGUAUGUUUGUGUGCAAUAAUUAGGCUUGUAUUAUUGUUCUAUACUAUUAGGCCAGAUCUUUAGGAUAGUCAACUAUGAUAGUAUCUGAAACAAAGUCUGGGUUUUAUUUGUUGUUGUUGUUAUUGUUAUUGUUAUUGUUGUUUGUUUAAAUGUAAUAUAGUCGUGGUGUUUUAGUUAUUAAUUGUGUAA
Molecule: messenger RNA, 871 nt
Organism: Corticium candelabrum
Lineage: Eukaryota; Metazoa; Porifera; Homoscleromorpha; Homosclerophorida; Plakinidae
Exons: 5
Coding region: 14-559 (181 amino acids)
Source: RefSeq, a predicted model, not a curated record